Penaeus monodon (black tiger shrimp) is the source of this 797-nucleotide messenger RNA. RefSeq lists its product as uncharacterized. The transcript has 7 exons. Bases 16 to 606 code for a protein of 196 amino acids. NCBI's taxonomy places the organism in Eukaryota, Metazoa, Arthropoda, Malacostraca, Decapoda, Penaeidae. The record is from RefSeq and is a predicted model, not a curated record.
UAUAUAAAGGACGCUAUGUCAAGCUCGUUCAGUCUGCUUCUGCUCACCUUAGCGAAAAUGAUCAAAGCCUUGACCUUCUUGGCUGCAAUGGCCGCAGUUUCUGCCUCUCCUCACAACUUUUUAAAAAGCGUCUCAUGUGAAGGAGCUGAAAAUGUGACUUUGUGUGAGGCUGAUUUGCAAGUCUGCAAGAACCUCUUCGCAUUUGAAUAUAAUGAUCAAAUUAGGAGAGAAAUAUACAAGCAAUGCCUCGACAAGAACGGCCUAAACCAUCUUGAUGACGUGGACCCCGAGUCCCUCUUCAGUCCCACAGACUCGCAGGCUCUGUCGCUCUUUGGUUCCGAGGAGAACCACCUAGCAGUGAAGCAGUGCGUCCUGCAAGAGCAUGGAGAGUUAAAACCUGAUGGAACAGUCAACCCACAGCCAUUCUUGGACAGGCUAACUCUCGCCCUUAACAACACCCGCCCUCACAUCCUAGACCGCCUUAUUCUUGCCGCAGAGUCCUGCUCGACUGAAAGCACUGAGGAGUGGGAGGUCUGCGUUUUCUACGUGUGCUUCGAGGGGGAAUUCACACCACCUGUGCCUACAACUGUUGUUCCUGAGGAGUAAUGGUGUUAAAUAUUUCCAUACUUCAGUUAAAAUCUUCAUGCCACAACAAUGUAAAUUAAUCAGAUAAUGAUUAUUAAAGAUUUGUAAUUAUUGUUUUCUUUACGUGUUUUCUGAGAAUCUGUUCUUAAAAAUUAAAUCUAUGUACACAAUACUUUUUUCUUUUGUAAUAUUGAAUAACAUUAAAAUGAUAU